GAGUAUUUUAUACGAAUUAUUCUUGGGAUAUAUGGUGCCAAGAGGAUUCACAUCAGAGAUGGUUUGCAAAUACAUCAUGGGUGUAGCCCACAUGGCUUGAACUCAUGGAAAGAACCGUACGUUAGAAAGGCAUGUUACCAUUCCCUGCUUCUUAGAUGGACUGGUAGAUGGCUAAUGAUUGGUGCUAUCUGGGACUUACUUUCCGGAAUCCUCGUAUGUGGUUAACGUUCGUGCACGUCGUCCUUAGACGGCCCCCCAAAGCAUAGAGAGGACAAUAUAUCUGUCUCGCGAGGGGAGAGAGAGAGAGAGAGAGAGAGAGAGAGAGAUGAAUCGUUUUUCAAGCGAGAAACAGUACGAUCUCAGGAAAGGUGCAUGGACUGCGGAAGAAGAUGAUCUCUUGAGGAAACACAUUGAGAAGUAUGGAGAAGGGAAGUGGCGUCAAGUGCCACUUGGGGCAGGGCUUAAACGAUGUCGUAAAAGCUGUAGGCUGAGAUGGUUGAACUAUCUCCGUCCAAACAUCAAGAGAGGAGUCUUUGAUGAAGACGAAGUGGACCUUAUCAUCAGGCUUCAUAAGCUCUUAGGCAAUAGGUGGUCCCUAAUCGCGGGCAGGCUUCCAGGCAGGACUAGCAAUGAUAUCAAGAACUACUGGAACUCCCACUUGAGUAAAGCGCUUGCUUCCCGGACUGCCCGGGAGGGAGCUAGCACGAGCACCACAAGCACCACGCGCACCCAAGCUAUCAAGCCUCAGCCUCGGACCUUCUCCAUCGAUUCAAGGUGGUUGUCAGGAGUAAGAACUUCUGCGGACCGUCAGCCACAGGAUGAACUUAGCAAGUCACCAAUGGGGUCGCAUCAAGAGGAGCCUAUUCUUUGGUUGGAAAGCAUCCUAGCUGAGGAGGGAAUGGAGAAUGAGUUCUCGACGUUGGGAUUCAGGAAAGGAGAAGAAUCCCCGGCAGACUUUGGUACCGAAGGCAUGGUGAGGAUGAGGAUGGAAGGGGAAGAUGGGGCGGCGGAAGAGGGAGGGUGCUAUUGGGAUGACUUGCUUUUGGACGUGGACCCUUGGUGGCAGUCGGACACAUUAAGAGCCUGUUUGGAUACUAUCUAA
Magnolia sinica is the source of this 1102-nucleotide messenger RNA. Its product is annotated as transcription factor MYB1-like. Bases 326 to 1102 code for a protein of 258 amino acids. The transcript is spliced from 3 exons. NCBI's taxonomy places the organism in Eukaryota, Viridiplantae, Streptophyta, Magnoliopsida, Magnoliales, Magnoliaceae. The record is from RefSeq and is a predicted model, not a curated record.